UUUCUUCUUAUCUUAAAUUAUUGCUAUCGUUUUAAUGCGAUCGCACGUUUUGUUUAUAUCUGUGCAGAAAUCACGAUUUUCUUUUUUGAUAGUGAUACCGCAAAGAAGGGAGAAACAAGAUAUAAGUCACGAUUUUUUAAUUUAUUAUCGUCUCUUUUUUUUUGGUGAUUUCUUAAGCAAGAAAGUAAAAUGAAAGCUUACAUCUGUGUGAUCUCAUUGCUGCUGUGCGGACUUUUAUCAUGUGCAAGACCAUUUCACUGCCAAUAUGAAAGCAUUGGUUACGACGAAGGUACUUACACAAUAUCUAAAUGCAGAAGGUUAACCUGUAAUAGGCUCGGUUACGUAACUAUAGAAGAAUGCGUUCCAGCUUUAAACGCAAACACCUGUCGGAUGGAAGGUUACAUUUAUGCAUAUCGUCCGCCUGAUUUUGAUAAAACAUUUCCGGAAUGUUGUGCAAAAUCCACUUGUACCGCUUUUAUUUCCUUUGGAAAGUAACUUGUUACUUUUAACGUCAUUACCAUUAUGUUACAUUUCCUUGAUUUCAAUCAUUACGUUUUUCUAUCUGUAAUAAUUAUAAGAUAUCCGUUGAUCUAAGGUUUCCAAUUUAUCAUCUAAGAGAGAUAAAUUACAUAAUAAAGUUUGUAAAAUCUGACCUUUUGGAUUACUUUUAAAUACAAUUACAAAGUUUCGUCUCAUAACCAACUGUAAUAAUUUUAUAUUCUAAACUAUAAAGUUUCUAAAAAUUUGAAUUCUAAAAGAUAUUUAAUAUUUUUGUAAAAGAUUUAAUGCAUAUAAUGAUUGUAUUAAAGAAAACUCGAAAUUGUAAGUCGAAAUAUUUACGGUUAUAUUUAUACGUACGUUAUAACAGUAAUCAAAGACCUUUAUCAACUGUUUAACUGAGUAAAGUUAUUUAUUCAAUUUGCACAUAAAAAUCUACUUUUAUACGUACCUUUUAAUUUAUAUAUUUAUUUUAGUUUAAUUCAAUUCUCAGAGUUGUAAAUUGAAUUAUUGCUGUGGAUAAAUUUAAUAUAAAGAAAAGCCUCUUUAAUAUAUGUAUGAUGUAAUUCUAAAUCUUAGUAUUUUAAUAUAACAUUGCAAAGAAAUGACGAAUUGUUACUUUCUAAACAAUGAUAACAAUCACACAUUACUUUUCAAAUAACGACUGCUGCAUUCAACUCUGCAUUCAACAUCCAUUUAGAAACUAACAAUAAGAUUUGUAUAAUAAGAUGUUUUUUAAUCGAUAACGUUAUUAUAAAUAAAUGUGGUUUUUCUUAAAUUUAUCGAUAUUUUUUAUUUCUCCAUUUGCUUAAUGUUUAUCGAGUCUCAAUAAAGAGUCUCGGUAUUUUUUAUAAAUAAAAAUAAUUAAUUGUUAUUAAUUCUCAAAAAUUAAAAAAAAAUUUAAAUUUUGUUAUUACUAUAAUUCAACACAAAGAGAGUUUACAAGAUAUCGUGAAUUUUAUAAUAUCACAACUGGUUCAUAACGAUCUUCUCUCCUCUAAUAGAUAAAUAUGCAGAUACAUACCAAUUUUUUAAAAUUGUACAAUUAUCUUUGAUUAUCAAAUAUUUUAUUUACUGAGAUAUGGGAGAUUUGCUAUAAAUUUUGUUCUUUUCUCCAUUUCUUUUUCUCCAUUUGUCUUUUUCUCCAUUUCAUAAACUUUGUUGUUUAAUACACAGAAAUAUACUUUACUUCGUCAAUUUAUAAUUAGCUCGUUUAUUAUAUCGUAUAUAAAUUUUGCUUAAUACUACAUCAGUUUACAGUCCAAUUUCUCAGAUGUUAUUAUUCUUUAUUAUGUAGAAAUAAAUUACUAUAGUAUUGAUAAUCUUCCUUUAAAUAUAAUAAAAAUAAAACUAUAAUUUUAUCGCAUUUAUAAUAACAUGUCCGAGUACAAUUUACAGAAUUUUGGCUUCGGUUGGUUCUAGCUUUGACCGCCUGCAUACAAUAAAUGCAUGGCACCAAAAACAGAUUAUGAUAAUGACGUCGAUCGGAAUGGAUCGUGUGAAAAAUGAUUUUUAAUAAUCAUUUUACUCACAAGUCAUAAAUACAAUAAUUACUUUAAUGUCUUUUUGAUAUCAUAAAGACUUUUUCUGUUCUGUUAUUAAAUUUAGGUAUUAAACUUGAUCUUUUCUCUAAUCAUAGUACACUGUUUAAUUAUGGGCCUAAUAUUAAUUUAAUCAUCCUUUUUUCUUUUUAUCUUAAGUUAUUGCUAUCUCUACGUGUGAUAUCACAUGCUUUGCUUUAUGCCUGUUCAUGUAGAAGUCAAAAUGUUUUUUUUUUUAAUCGUAUUGCUAUAAAGGAGGGAGAAGCAGAAUAAAAGACACGGGGGUGUCUUAAUUUAUUAUCGAUUCUCUUUUCUGCUUUUAUUCAGCAAUAAAGUAAAAUGAAGGUUUACGUCUUUGCGAUCUCAUUGCUGAUGUGCUGGCUGGCUUGCCAUGCUAGGGAAAUACAAGGUUACAAAGGAAUGUGCGCAUAUAAAAACAUGCUUUAUAGCGCAGGCGUAUACGAUAUGGACAAGUGCAUCCAACUAACUUGUCAGUAUGAUGGUGAAAUAGUUUUAAAUGCAUGCCCUCCACCAGCAUCCUGUCCGGAAGGAUAUGAGAUAGAUUCUCAUUGGUCUGAUCCUAACAAACCAUUUCCAAUCUGCUGUGGAAAAGUCAUUUGUACCCCAAUAUUACCAGAUAAUUUAAAACAUCUUAAAAAUCUAAAGCUAUAAUAAUAAUGUAUAGGGUAAAAGACUUAAAGAAAAUAAAAUAAAGCAUAAAAAUGUACGAGAAGAGAGAUAUUACAUGUGAAACUAAGUUUUAUUGAUGUAGUAUGCGUACUGAAGUAUAAUAAUAUUUAUUUUACAUGAAUUGGCACCAAAAAAUGGACGCAUAAAAGAUUAAGCUCUAAUUAGCUACAAUGCAAAAUAUGCGCAAAAGCACAUCAUGUUUCCUUACAUGAUGCUUUCGUACAACUAUGAAAUUUUGUCUCAUAACCGAUAACAAUUUUGUAUUUUAAACUAUAAGGUUUUCAAGAAUUUGGAAUUCUGAAAAUUAUUCAGUAUUCUUUUAGAAUAUUUAAUGUAUAAUGACAUUGUAUUAAAGAAAACUCCAAAUUGUAAGUCGAAACAUUUACGGUUACAUUUGUACUCCACGUUACAACAUUAAUUAAACGCCUUUAUCAACUAUUUAA
This is a messenger RNA of Monomorium pharaonis (pharaoh ant), 3172 nucleotides long. RefSeq lists its product as uncharacterized. The transcript is spliced from 5 exons. NCBI's taxonomy places the organism in Eukaryota, Metazoa, Arthropoda, Insecta, Hymenoptera, Formicidae. The record is from RefSeq and is a predicted model, not a curated record. Bases 2379 to 2711 code for a protein of 110 amino acids.